This is a messenger RNA of Fomitiporia mediterranea MF3/22, 1815 nucleotides long. RefSeq lists its product as uncharacterized. The record is from RefSeq and is a predicted model, not a curated record. The transcript is spliced from 11 exons. Gene Ontology annotation, biological process: proteolysis. The coding region runs from base 57 to 1751 and encodes 564 amino acids. Gene Ontology annotation, molecular function: dipeptidyl-peptidase activity; serine-type exopeptidase activity. Lineage: Eukaryota; Fungi; Basidiomycota; Agaricomycetes; Hymenochaetales; Hymenochaetaceae.
GUGCUCUCUCUAGCACCCACUCUGUCCCCAAGCUUCAGCUUAAGGUUAUUUCUGUUAUGUUUGGCCAGAUUGCUCUCGUCAUAGCAGCAUUGUCAUCUUUCUCUGCCACUGCUAGUGGAGCACGCCUCAAGGAUGGACGUGCACAUGCCAACAUGGCUCCCAGUGCAGUUGUUCCAAUAAUCUCCCUCGGCGACAUCGACGCAAAUGCACCAGUUACAAGCCGAAACGGAACGCAACUCCCGCCGUAUAACACAACGUACCUUUUCGAUCAGCUCAUUGAUCAUAAUAAUCCCAGCCUCGGUACAUUCAAGCAGCGAUUCUGGUUCACGUAUGAGUUCUAUGAACCAGGUGGACCGAUUAUUUUAAUGACACCUGGCGAGGCAAAUGCUGCACCUUACACCGGAUAUCUUACUAAUCGUACCAUCAAUGGACUCAUUGCACAGCAGCAGAAUGGUUCCACUAUCGUCCUUGAACAUCGAUACUACGGACUAUCAAACCCCUUUGAUGACUUGAGUGUCGCAAGUCUCAAGUACCACACCAUUCAGCAAGCUAUUGAUGACCUUGUCUAUUUUGCACAAAAUGUUAAAUUACCUAUGCCUGGCGGGGAUAAAGUCACACCAGACAAGGCUCCAUGGGUGCUUAUUGGCGGGAGUUACAGCGGCGCACUGACGGGUUGGACGAUGGUUAAUAAACCAGAUAUAUUCUUCGCUGGAUACGCUUCUUCAGCCGUCGAGGAGUCCAUCAUAUACUUCUGGCAAUACUUCGACCCCAUUCGACAAUUUAUGCCAGCAAAUUGCUCUGCAGAUGUUCAGGCUGCCAUCGCACAUAUAGAUCAGGUCUUCACACAUGGAUCAACGGCCGAGAUUGCCAGCAUAAAGAGCAACUUUGGAUUAGGAGACAUGACCCAUUUGGAUGAUGUUGCUGGAGCUUUACGUAAUAACCUAUGGGAUUGGCAAAGUUUAUCGCCCACGUCCGGGCCGGGAGCACUCUUCUUUACCUUCUGCGACGCACUUGAAGUAAAGAAUGGCGUCUCUGCCGGUCCGAGGGGUUGGGGCGUCGACCAUGCACUCCAAGCCUGGGGCAAGUUCUGGAAUGAGACAUAUUAUGAAUUGCUGUGUGGAGAUAUGGAUGCAGAGACAUGUCUGGGGACUUACGAUCCAACACAGGACUUUUGGACCAAUACAACUAUCGAUAACUCUGGUCGCUCGUGGACGUGGAUAGUUUGUAACCAAGUCGGUUUCUUCCAAGACGGGGCUCCAGAGGGCACGCCAAGCCUCGUUACGAGGCUUGUGCAGCCGGCAUACGAUGAGCGCCAAUGCACGUACUGGUUCCCAGAGGCAUUCAGCAAGCCGCCCACCCCUAAUGUAGCGUCGACUAACAGGGCGUAUGGUGGCUGGGACUUAACUGCCGAUAGGCUGUUCUUUGCGAAUGGGAAACGCGAUCCCUGGCGUGAUGCAACCGUCUCUUCAGACUUCCACACCCGUCAGAGUACUUCAUCGCAGCCCAUCGCGGUCGGCGACGGGUUCCAUUGCUCAGACCUCAGCGCUGCAGCGGGAAUGGUGGACGACACAAUUGCGAGUGUACAGAAAGAAGCGCUGGCAAAGAUGAGGGGGUGGUUGGCUACUUGGAAUAGUAAUACCAAGAAAGGUGGGUUCAGGAAGGAGAAGAGGGAUGCAGAGUCCAACAUUGCUGGAGUGGCAAGGGUGAAACCCGUGAAUGUGUGGCUAAGGAACUCGGUAGUCGUUUCUUGACCGUAUCUGUGUUGAAACUUCAGAGGGCGACAACAAAAUUAAUGUUACAAUUUGCGUCUAGCGC